Bursaphelenchus okinawaensis is the source of this 3963-nucleotide messenger RNA. Lineage: Eukaryota; Metazoa; Nematoda; Chromadorea; Rhabditida; Aphelenchoididae. The record is from the annotation of a GenBank genome assembly.
AUGAGCGGUGACGCAUUCAAAAUGGCAUCAAAGCCAGAUUCUUCAAGCUCUGGCGUCGAACCCCAACUGAACCCACUGCCAUUUUUUAUCAAUUACUACGUCAAAAGCCAACCGGAUCGUGGAAAGGAAGGCUAUAGGCCUUGGGUAUGGCUUUUACUGACUUAUUUUUUAAUUUUUUGAAAUUUGGUGUUAUAUACAAUAAGUUUUGGCAGGUUUUUGAAGUUGAAAUCUAGAUUUUUGGCUAAUUUUUGGGGUUUUUUAGCUUUAAUGCCAUUUUUCAUAGUGAUGUAGGACUGAAAAUUUUUUUUGUUUGGGUAUGAAAAAGAAAUGUCUUAUCUCUAUUUCACUCAAAUUUCAAAUUUUUUCAUUGGCUAUGUCAUUUACUUUUGACUGAUUUUUUGGGCUGAGCUUCUAAAUUCUCGAAGAUUUUUUGGCUUUUUGUAGUUACUGCCAUUUUUCAUAGUUAAAUGGCAGUAACUACAUGAGAUUGAAUUGAAAUUUAAAAUUUUUUGCUUGGAUAUGAAAAAGCAAUGUUUUUUCUCUAUUUUAUCUAAAUUUCAAGUUUCUUUGACUGCUUUGUUACCUAUUUUUCAAUUACUUUCUAUCUUUUAUGCUUUUUUGAAAAAUUUGUUGUUUUUUCGAACCUAUGCCAUUCUUUAUCCGACAUAGGGCUAAAAUCUAAAAAUUUUUUUUUGAAUUUGAAAAAGCUAUGGUUUUUCUCUGUCAUACCUGAAUUUCGAAUUGUUUCAUUACCUGUAUUACCUUUUUUCGGUUAAUUUCCAAUACCUGGGCUCUGAAAUUAUUUGGGAUUUUCAGGACUUUUUUAACUUUAAUGCCAUUUUUAAUGUAGCAUAUGGUGUAAUAUCUUUAAUUUUAGUAUUUUAUAUGAAAAAGCAGUCCUUUUUGUACAUUUCACUAGAAUUUCAAGUAUUUUAGUUAGCUAUGGCAUAUAUUUUUUUAGCUGGUUUCCAAGGUCUAUGCUUUUUGAUUUUAGAAAUUUUUGGGGCUUUUUUAGGUUUAAUGCCAUUUUUAAUGUAAUAUAUGGCCAAAAAUCUUAAAUUAUUAAAUUAGAUAUGAAAUAGCAAUCUUUUUCUACAUUAUACCUAAAUUUCAAUUUUUAAAAUUGGCUAUGUCAUAUAUUUUUCAAAUGAUUUCUAACACCCCUAGGCUCCUUGAAAUUUUUUGAAAUUUUUGAACUUUUUUAACUUUAAUGCCAUUUUUAAUGUAGUAUAUAGUAUAAUAUCUUGAAUUUUUAAAUUUUAUAUGAAAGACGAGUCUUUUACCUACCCUUUGCCUAAAUUUCAAUUUUUAAAAUUGGCUAUGUCAUACAUUUUUCAGCUAAUUUCCAAAGCCUAUGCCCUUUCAUUCGCCGAGUCCGAAGCUUCUUCUCUCUUCAUUCGGCUUCAUUCCAAGGACUUUACUCUGUCAAAUGGCUUCAAUCGACUCAAUGUAAUCAACUUUUCAUCUGCAUAUGGUCGAUUGUCAUCAUUCUUGUCAUUCUUAUCACCACGCCAAAACAUUGAACUCGCGUUUGAUGGGUUUGAAAUGGAUUUGAAAACAGCGGAAGAGGUUGGAAGAGGCUUGAAAGGUAAGUUUUUUGAAGAUUUGUUUUCGUUGGGGCUGGGCAAGGAAACAUUUUUUGGGCAGAGUAAAAUUUUGGGUAGGAAACAUUUUUUUAGGCAGUGUACGAAUUUUUAAGCUAGAAAAAGUUGCUUAGACAAGGGUAAAAUUUUUUGGGCGGGGUGUAAUAUUGGGCAGAUUAAACAUUUUAGGGCAGGGUAAAACAUUUUGGUCUGGGAAAAAAUUUUUGGGCAUGGUAAAAUUUUGGGCGAGGUAAAAAUUUUUGGGCGGCGUAAAAACAUUUUGGGCAAGGUAAAAUGUUGGGCAGGGUAAAAAAAUGUGGGUAGGGUAAAAAUUUUAGAGCAAGAUAAAAAGUUUAGAGCAGGUAAAAUUUUUUGGGCGGGGUAAAAACAUUUUGGGCGGGGUAAAAACAUUUUGAGCAGGGUAUAAUUUUUUUUUGGGCGGGGUAAAAUUUCUUAGGCAGGGUAAAAUUUUUUGGGCAGGGUAAAGUUUUGGGUAAGGUAAAAAAUUUUUGAUAAAAAAAAUUUGGGAAGGGUAAAAAUUGUGGGCAGGGUAUAAAUUUUUGGGGGGGGGAGGGUAAAAUUUCUUGGGCAGGGUAUAAUUUUUUGGGCGGGGUAAAAUUUCUUGGGCAGGGUAUAAUUUCUGGGCAGGGUAGAACAUAAUGUUACCUAAACUUGCCAUUUUUCAGAGUUUUUCUCGGCCGUUCCGGUCGAAAAGUUUAUUCAUUUGACAAUCAAUGAACCUGAUGAAAAAGCCUUCGAAAUGGCUGAUAAGGUUGUGGCCAAGCUCUUCGAUGGGCUUAGAGGCAGUGACAAGUUCAGUCUGGACAUAACUUGCUCAAGUUUGUUCGUCGAUCACCUCGGUGAGGUUCGAAUGGGACGAUUGAAGGUCACGGAUUAUGUUGAGGAUGUUAACUAUGUGGCAAUGUUUCAGAACAUGAAGGCGAGGGUAGUUAGUAUUCCAAUGGUACCAUUCGAUGUCCUGAGGGAUGUUUGUAUCAAGCCAAACGAGCACUUGAAGGAGCUGGUACUGCUGAUGACCACAGGGCAUGACAAGCCCUACUACGACGAAUACUUUCAGAAGAUCUCACUGGCCUUCCCUUAUCUCUGCGAAUUCCGAUUGGAGGCUCUGUUCAACACGGUUGAGGUAGGGUAGGGUGGGGCAAGAUCAUGGUGAGAUAGGGAAUGACAUGUGACAUAUAAGGUGAGGCUCCUGUACGUUAGAGUAGAGUAGGGCAGACAGGGCAGGGUACGAAAAUUUUAAGCAAGGUAAAAUAUUGGGUAUGGCAAAAUCUCGGGCAGGGUAAUUUUGUUUGCAGGAUAAAAAUUUUGGGCAGGGAAAAAUAUUUUGGGCAUCUUAAAAUGUUUGGGCGGGGUAAAAUUUCUGGGCAUGGUAAAAUUUUUGGGCGGGGUAAAAUUUUAGGCGGGGUAAAAAUUUUGGGCAGGGUAAAAUAUUAGGCGUGGUAAAAUGUUUGGGCAGGGUAAAAAUAUUGGGCGGGGUAAAAUUUUGGGCAGGGUAAAAUAUUAGGCAUCUUAAAAUGUUUGGGCGGGGUAAAAUUUCUGGGCAUGGUAAAAUUUUUGGGCGGGGUAAAAUUUUAGGCGGGGUAAAAAAUUUUGGGCAGGGUAAAAAUAUUGGGCGGGGUAAAUUUUUUUGGGGUUGAUAUUUUGGGUAAUGCUCCUGGUGGGUAGGAUAAAAAUUUUUUUUAAAAUGUAAAAUACGAGAGAUUGCAUGAUUUAUAUUUUAGAAGAAGAAUCAACUCGAGUUUCUGGACGAAAUGGGCGCAGACUGCGAAAUUAUGGCGGACAUUGAGAUGCCAUUCCGUAUUAUGGGGACCUUUAGACUGUUCUACAGUGAUGUUACGGUAGGUUAUUUUUGUAAAAUACGUCUUUUUGGUUAAUUGUGAAAAAUUUUAAAAUUUCUGUAAAACGUGUCAUCUUUCCUUAAAAAUAUGUCAUCAUGACCGAUUUUUAAAAUUAAUUUUUUUUGUAAAAUACGGGUUGUGUUCUAUUUUUUUUAAUUUUUAAAUAUUUACAUGAGACAUGUCAUCUUUUCUAAAAAACACGUCAUCUCUUCCAAAAAAUAUGUCAUCAUGACGGAUUUUUUAAAUUGUAAAUUUUUUUUGUAAAAUACGGAUCUGUGUUCUAAUUUUUUAAUUUUUAUAUAUUUAUAUAAAAAAUGUCAUCAUUUUCAAAAAACAUGUCAUCCUUUCCAAAAAUAUGUCAUCAUGACGCAUUUUUAAAAGACUUUCAUUUCCAGGACUGCCAAAACUACCACGCCAUGGAGAAGCACGGUUUCGGGAGACGUCGCAACGGCCGCAACAACUUUAUGAUUUGCACCGGCACCAACGUGUUCAAGGUUAACAUGUACGAUAUGUCGCAGUAA